Molecule: messenger RNA, 888 nt
Organism: Zasmidium cellare ATCC 36951
Lineage: Eukaryota; Fungi; Ascomycota; Dothideomycetes; Mycosphaerellales; Mycosphaerellaceae
Exons: 1
Coding region: 1-888 (295 amino acids)
Molecular function (GO): methyltransferase activity
Source: RefSeq, a predicted model, not a curated record
AUGGCACACAAUCAGUCUGCCGAUGCCCAGCGACUCUACGACGGCAGAUCCGCCACCUACGACGACUCUUGGCACGUUCGCUUUGCCAGACACAUGGUGGAGAUAGCAUCGCUCCAGCCUGGCCAAAAAGUCCUCGAUCUCGCCUGUGGAACGGGUCUUGUCACUUUCCCCGCUGUUGACGCCGUCGGCUCAUCUGGCACGGUGAUUGGGGUCGACAUCAGUAGUGGCAUGCUUGCUCAAGCGGAGAAGAAACUUGAGAGCCAGCCGAGUGUCCGAAAUGUGGCUUUCUAUCAACAUUCAAUCACAGAUUUGGAUACGCUCGAGGUGUUGAAGCAACGGAAAGGCACAUUCGAUCUCAUCACCUGCGCUUCCGCACUCGUUCUUCUACCCGAGCCACGAGAGGCCAUCAAGGAAUGGACCAGCUAUUUGAAGCCAGGAGGCAAACUGAUCACUGACGUAACCCAUGUCCAGAGUCAGCUCACGGGCAUCACAUACGAACGAGUUGGGCGAAAGCUUGGAGUGAAUAUCCCAUGGUACAGGCUCAAUUUUGAGACGCCAGAGGAUUUUCGCGAUGCACUUGCGUACGCUGGAUUGAAAGACGUGGUGGUGAAACCUAUCGCACAGCUGGCUAUCGAAGGAACUAAUGAUCUGAAAGAUUAUUUGGCAGCUGGUGCCAGGUCCAGGCUGGAGAAAGAGUAUUCAAUCGAGGAUGCUGACAAGAUCUUCGAGGCAACUGCUGACGGCGUCGCGGAGGGUGGUCUUGGAAAGGCCGAGAUUCGAGAGCAAGCGAAGAAACUCUUCAAAGAAGUUUGGGCUAAGAUCGCUGAUGCCGAUGGCAGGGUGCGAGGCAUCGAUUGUGUCUACGUUGGCGUUGGAACUAAGCCUUGA